Aspergillus piperis CBS 112811 is the source of this 728-nucleotide messenger RNA. RefSeq lists its product as uncharacterized. NCBI's taxonomy places the organism in Eukaryota, Fungi, Ascomycota, Eurotiomycetes, Eurotiales, Aspergillaceae. The record is from RefSeq and is a predicted model, not a curated record. The annotation marks the transcript as partial. The transcript has 2 exons.
CCGAGGACUUCCUUAUUGUUCCCAUCGCCCAUUUCCGUACUAUGGGAAACAGGCGAAGACCCCUUCAUCUGCUACAGCUGCUGCUGCUGCUGCUGCUGCUUCUGACGGUAAUCUCUACUAGGCCAAGGGUGCCAGGUCGUAUUCACGCCCAAGCCAAACGAUACCUGAAGAGGCAGCAAUACGGUGGCGUGCAACCAAUCUCGGUAACGAUAAAACUCUAUUGGCCCUCUUCUAAGACACUCUACACAGUAGUGCAGGUGAUGUCUUACUGUCAUCAAGCAGCUCAUUUUUUUUUCCUCGAUUUCUUCAAGAGGAAAUUUGGGUCUGAUAAGGGCGGACCCUCCCGAUUGGUGGUGGAGGGUCUGGGAUUCGGCUAGUAGUCUAUUAGUGGUAGUAUACUGGAGAAAAACGAUGGUGCUGAUACCGUAAGAGUGGUGGUAGUUGGUAGUCAUUUCUCGUAUAAUUUAUUUUUCUGGUGUAGAGGGUCAGACCUAUAGCGUUAUCUCCUGCCCUUUACUCGCAGAAGGGGGAGGUGAGCCAUCCCAUGCAUGCAGCGGGCUUGGUGGUGUGUUUGUUCCUGAAUAUGGUGUGUGUGUAUUUUUGGGGGCAACAGUAUUCCCAAUCAGCUUCAGUCCGCCAACUUCCGUGGCGUUGACUUCGGGCCUCCAACGACAAGCCAGUCAUAGCCCGGAGAUGAUUCCGUGGUUGAUCCCGAAGCGAUCCUGACC